Messenger RNA from Caretta caretta (loggerhead turtle), 1552 nucleotides. It is a transcript of the gene MSANTD1, whose product is annotated as Myb/SANT DNA binding domain containing 1. NCBI's taxonomy places the organism in Eukaryota, Metazoa, Chordata, Testudines, Cheloniidae. The record is from RefSeq and is a predicted model, not a curated record. Gene Ontology annotation, biological process: positive regulation of DNA-templated transcription. Gene Ontology annotation, cellular component: nuclear body.
CUUUUAACUAAAUUCCUGCCUGUCAGAUGUAGGCCCCAUUUUGUGCACUCAAGCUUCAAGCUGUUGCAAAAAGGUCAAUCAGCAAUGGCUGCAGCAGAAAUUCCCAGUUACAUUGUUUCUUCUCAGACUGAGAAACACAGAAGGGCCAGAAACUGGACUGAUGCAGAAAUGAGAGGUUUAAUGCUGGUUUGGGAAGAAUUUUUUGAUGAACUGAAACAAACUAAAAGGAAUGCCAAAGUUUAUGAGAAAAUGGCUAACAAACUCUUUGAAAUGACUGGAGAAAUUCGCCACGGAGAGGAAAUAAAGAUAAAAAUUACAAAUAUGACAUUCCAGUACAGGAAAUUAAAAUGCAUGACUGAUAGUGAAACCGUCGCACCUGACUGGCCUUAUUAUAAAACCAUUGAUAGAAUCCUGUCUAAAGUAUCAGACCACAGUGAUGUGAAAAUGCAUGAAAGUCAGCAACCGGGCCCUUCUACAUCACAGACUGAGGCCUCGCAGUCUCCAUCAGCUAAGUCUACACCUCUGUACUUGCCGUAUAACCAGUUUACGUACGAAGGAAGGGAAGAAUGUUUUGAAGAUGAACAUUCAGAGAGCUCAUCAAGCUUACUUUCUUAUAAGUUGAGAGCUGAAGAAAGACCAGUUAAGAAAAGAAAGCUUCAAAGCUGUAGUUUCCAAAAGAAGAAACUAAAACUAAUGGAAGCCAUGUUGGAAGAACAAAAGAAGUUAAGCAGAGCUAUGGAAGAAACCUGUAGGGAGGUGCGCAGGAUUCUAGAUCAGCAAAACAUCAUUCAAGUUCAAAGCCUGCAGCUACAGGAGAGAAUGAUGAACCUACUGGAGAAAAUGAUCUCCAAGUCUAAUGUGUAGUUUCCUUUGUGAAUGCUGCUAAACUACACUAUUUAACAAUGUUAUAGAAAUCCACUAUCACACAACUUAUGUGUGUCUGUUGCCCUUUUCCCAUGUUUUCUAUGGAAAUUAAUAUCUUAGUGUAAUCCUAGUGAAACAAAGAGAACAGUUAAUGCAGGGUGAGAGCUAUUCAGGAUCUUGUGGAGUUAAGUAAUAACAGUGAGGAAAUUGGUGCAAUAUAUACCUAAUUGUAACUAUUUUUGUACUGAAUGAUUAAGGGACGAAUAGCUCUGGGAAAUGAAAUUUACUGUACUAUUUAUGCUAAGGUCAGGUAUUAUUUUACAAGCAGCAGUCUUGUGUACUGCUUCAUACCAAGGUCUGCAACCUGAUCUACUGUGGAAGAAUACAGUAGUGUAUUUUCCAGACACAUUCACUGCAUUUCUGACUUUGUCCAAGCCAGACUCAGUUUUGAAACACAUGCAGAGGUUGUGUGGCGUGAACUAUAAUUCUUGUGAAGAGCUAGUUGAGAUCACCAAACACAGGACAUUUUAAACUCCAUGCAAAAAUGAACAGUACUCAAAAAUGAAAUAUUAAAUAAUCUCCCAAAUACACUUUUGAUAAAAAAAAUAAAAACUAUAUACUGAAUACUAAACUGUAUUGAAAGUACUUGAAGUUGCUUUUCAUAUUAAAUGUAUAGUUUUUUUCAUUA